Molecule: messenger RNA, 2407 nt
Organism: Alligator sinensis (Chinese alligator)
Lineage: Eukaryota; Metazoa; Chordata; Crocodylia; Alligatoridae
Gene: SNAPC3
Product: small nuclear RNA activating complex polypeptide 3
Exons: 9
Coding region: 74-886 (270 amino acids)
Biological process (GO): snRNA transcription by RNA polymerase II; snRNA transcription by RNA polymerase III
Cellular component (GO): snRNA-activating protein complex
Molecular function (GO): bent DNA binding; RNA polymerase II cis-regulatory region sequence-specific DNA binding; core promoter sequence-specific DNA binding
Source: RefSeq, a predicted model, not a curated record
ACUCAUAAACUGUAGUCAGAAGGAAUUGGACUGAUCAUCUAAGAAACUGAAAGCUCUAACCAGGAGCAUUGACAUGUUAAAGAGCCCUGAUGGAGAAGAAGAUCCAGAGGUUAUUCCUGAAGACACCACGCUAGAAACUCUUCGAAUUAGAAAGAAGGCACUGGAUAAGCGAGAGGAAAGCAUAAUUAUAGAUCGUCCGUGCAGAACAGAAACAUUUAUUUAUGAAAUGGAGUCUCAACCUGUUGGAAAGAGGCCUAACAAUCCAGAAGAUCUAGUUGAAGAGGGAGACCUGCUUUUAACUUUGAACAUCUACUGUCCUGUCAUAUUUGAAAAGCAUAAAGAAAACAAACCAUAUCAGACGGUCCUUGUGUUAGGGAGUCAAAAACUCACUGAACUAAGAGACUCCAUUUCCUGUGUCAGUGACCUCCAGAUUGGUGGUGAGUUCAGCAGCCAGCCUGACCAGGCUCCGGACCACAUCAGCAAGGAUCUGUACAAAGCUGCCUUCUUUUAUUUUGAAGGAGUUUUUUACAAUGAUAAAAGGCAUCCAGAGUGCAGAGAUCUGAGCAGAACAGUAAUUGAAUGGUCAAAAUCUCAUGACAGAGGCUAUGGGAAUCUUCAGGCUGUUAAUAUGGAAGGUUAUACCUUCAAUGACUUGUCCCUCAAAAUUGGUUUUCCAUAUCUGUACUGUCACCAAGGUGAUUGUGAACACAUUGUUACCAUCACAGACAUAAGGCUUAUUCAUCGUGAUGAUUGUCUGGACAGAACUCGUUAUCCUCUGCUAAUCAAGAAGCCUUGGCUAUAUACCAGAAAAUGCUUUGUGUGCAAAAUGUAUAUAGCCAGUGUUACCAGCUCUUGGACAUUUUCUGUGCGUGAGUUCUGGGACUGAUGCCUAACAACAUUUGACAGAUCAGGAUUCCUAAUUGAUGAAGGAUGGUGCUGUAGGUCUGGCUUCAGCCAGUAGAUGCCAGAAUGAACUCCGAAGUACUGAGCUACAGUUCAGGCUGCCACCAUCAGGGGCUGCUGAGAUGUCUGCUGCUUUUUGGUUCUAGAAACAGCACAAGGGACAGAGGCAUGAGGAGCAGACGGUCAAGUUUCCUUACACCAUUUCCCAUAUGAUGGGUGGAGAAAUGGCAACACAAGCAAUUAGGCAAGCAGCGACCUAAAAACAGUGUCCCAUUCCUUCCUUCCCCCCACCCACCAGCCAACUGCACCCUAACAAUUCGCUUCUUCACUGCUGUUAGAACAGGGGUGGGCAAAGUCCAGCCCAUGGGCUGGAUCUGGCCAGCAGCCAGACUCCAUUUCCCAGGAGCCUCUGCCUGCAUGGCUUGGGGCCAGUCUCAAUGGAGACACUGUGGUAGCACAAGGCCGGGGUUGCCAUGGAGGCCAGCCCCAGCUGCACUGGCAGGGCAGGGCAGGGGAGGGGGCUGCUCAAGAGCCACUGGGAUCUUGCAGUGGGGCAGCUUGGUCUGGGGCCAGGGUAGAGCCACAAUUUGACCAAGUUGCCCCUGCCACAAGAUACCAGCAGCUCCCCGCCUUGCAGCCUGCCAAUGCAGCUGAAGCUGGUCUCCAUGACAACCUCAGCCUUAUGCUAUCACAGCACAGCAGCUGGGGUCUCCAUGGAGACCAUCCCGAGCCAUGUAGGCAGGGGCUCCUGGGAAAUGGAGUCCAGCUGCUGGCCAGAUCCACCUUUCCACCCACCCCUGUGUUAGGAUAUCACAUAAUGGCAGGAGAGAGGCAGACCGAGAACAACACAUCCAAUAAGGAAGCAGAUGGAAAAGUAUCCUUCCCUCAAUCCUAAACUGUAACCAAGAGAGAAAAUCCACAAUUUCUGUCUCAUUUCUGUACAUUUCAGGAAGUUUCUCCAAACAAGCGCACACAAAGUCCAUCCAGGUGCUCAUGAUUAAUCAGAAAACAAGUUUGGUUAUUUUUAAAACAAAAACAGAACAUACUUGUAUGUUCAUCAUUAAUUAAACUUGAAGACUGGCAAUGUUAGGAAAAUAAUAGAAUUUAAGCAGUCCCCUACAUAGCUUGAUGUUGUGAGGUUUUAGUCAUAUGCAAAUACACCACUUCUAGAAAUCGUGUACAUAAGAAACGUGCAUGUUCAAAAUGUCUAUUUUCUUUGUCCAAGAUGAGCGAACAAUUUUAAACAACUGAUAAAAUGGUGAAAAGUAAAAUAACGUUUUAGAACCCAGUUUGAAAAGUCUUGUUGUUUUGGAUUUUUUUUUUUAAACAGAUGCUAACCCAAGGGCUCUUUGUAUGUCUAUAGUGCUCUCAUUCAAGUAGAAUGGUCACUCUGUAAACAGCAGGAAUUCUUUCCCCUUUCAAAACACCCACAGGAUCAGAUCUCAACUAUACAUUCCAAAACAUAUUAGCUAAAGGCACUAUGCAUGUACACCAACUAACACAG